Molecule: messenger RNA, 366 nt
Organism: Nylanderia fulva
Lineage: Eukaryota; Metazoa; Arthropoda; Insecta; Hymenoptera; Formicidae
Gene: RpL29
Product: ribosomal protein L29
Biological process (GO): cytoplasmic translation
Cellular component (GO): cytosolic large ribosomal subunit; ribosome
Molecular function (GO): structural constituent of ribosome
Source: RefSeq, a predicted model, not a curated record
CUCCUCGUCGUUCCAGGAACUUCCUUUGGCGCUAAUGUCGCAGCACGUUGAUAUUUCUUCCAGCUUCCGUUUUUGAGAGCUUGUAUGAAAUAAGCUAAUCCAGAAAAUGGCAAAGUCAAAGAAUCAUACAAAUCACAAUCAAAAUCGCAAAGCUCAUCGCAAUGGCAUCAAAAAGCCUAAGAGGUACAGACAUGAAUCCACACUUGGUAUGGAUUUGAAAUUCCUGAGAAAUCAACGCUUUGCCAAGAAACAUAAUUUGAAACCAAAAGCUCAAUUAAAGAGGGCAGAGCAGCGAAAAGCUCUUCGUGAAGCUAAGAAUAAGAAAUAAAUUCAUUGUAUACUAAUGAUUAAAAUAAAUUAAAAACU